GAGAUGACCACGAAGCCCUUUAUUAUACCCGGUCCACUACGCUGCGUAUUGGGAUGAAAUUGAAGGAUACUCAUUUUAAUGAUAAUCACUGAUUAGAUUACUUUCUCAGAAGGUUUGCAAGCGCAGCAAACAUGUCGUCCCUCUUUCAAAAAGACUCUGAGAGGAACCAAGACGACAAGAGGAAUGGCGGCGAUGAGGUGGAGGAGGAUGACUACAUGUCUAUGACCAUUGUUGAGCCUCCUAAACCUCAUAGGCGCAAGGAAACAUACAGUGAAAUGCGGCGCCGGAAACAGAGAGAGGCUGAAGCCAAAUCUCGCGUCCCUUCAAAAGCGGAGAUUGCUGCAGCAGAAGCUGCUCGAAGGGAAGCCGCGCUGUCUACCAGCUCGCUUGACCCUUCGAAUAAAGGUUUCCAGAUGAUGGCGAAACUAGGGUUUAAACCUGGGACUGCACUUGGAAAGGACCGUUCCCCCGAAUACCCAUCCGGUAUUGAUGAGUGGAAUCGGCCGCUGACAGAGCCGCUGAAUGUGGUGGUUAAGGAGGACCGAGGAGGCAUAGGAAUGGAUAGUGAGAAAAAAAGAAAGAUAAGGGAGCAGGCCGAACUAGACACGAAAAGAGCCAAAGUUGAGGAAGGUGAUUUUAGAGAGCGGGUCAGGCGUGAACGAGAAGAAAAGAGGACCGAGGCCAUGUUCAGCGCCGCGCAAAAAGUCGCCGAAAGAUUAGAUGCUGAGGAAUCUGAACAAGAAGAGGAGAAGCAAGUGGAUGGGCAAGAUCAAAGAGAGGAUUCGCCCAAGGAGUUUGUGCAAAAAGAGGCCAAAUUGAAUUCUACUCCACUACAUCCAUCUGCUGCUUCAAGCAGUUCUAGGCGCCAAACAAAACCAACGUCGCAAAUCAACAUACUCUACCGCGGCUUAGUCCGCGCCCGCGAAGAGAACUUGCGUAACCAGCAAGCUCGCCGUGGACUUUACCAAUCGCUCUCUACUAGAAACCCAGCGCUCAUACCAAACCUGGAAAAUCUUCCAACAUAUAGCGAGUCCGAUUUGGAUGCAGAUGAUAGGCUUGCCCUGGGCCGAACAGCAGAAGGCGAAAUUGUUGAGGUUGAAUCAGACGAGGAUGAAGAUGAGGAGCUGAAUGAGUUCAACGCACUAAGUCCCCAGGAACGGCUAUCCAGAUUGGUGGUGUACCUGCGCGAGAAGUAUCGGUACUGCUUCUGGUGCAAGUAUCGCUACGAGACUGAUGAAAUGGAAGGCUGCCCUGGUUUAACAGAAGAUGAUCAUGAUUGAGUAAACAUUCCUGGCUAUAUCUUGUAUUCGAUACAUGAUACCACUAUAUGCGUUCUUCGUCAUGCUUCUUCGGUCGCGAAGUUGCAUUCAACAGAUGCUAGCGCAUCUACUGCCGUUCUAUGUUCGCAGCGUCUAAGAGGGAUGCGACCAAGAAGAGAACGCAUUGAUAUCUCUUUCCUUCCCACUGCCCUUGGACGGCUUAUAUUGUGCGCAUGCUCUUUACGGUCAUCCUCGAUUGAUCUCCUAUCAUUCUCUCUCCCCUAUACGAAGUGCAGAACUACCAGACUUUUUGAACCAGUUCUGUGACUUGUUACAUACGAGGUAAUAAUCAGACUGGGAGCGUUAUGCACUUAAUGGGACACCAAAAAGUCUCAAGACAAAACGGGAGACAUCCUUGCCACGAGCUUCGAGUUCUACAACCGUCAAGAAACGUUUGUUAUUAAAUGGAGGGGUUAGAUAAGCGACUGCAAAACCUGCAGUGAAAGUAACCGCUCGGAUACAGCCCAGACAUGACACGAUCACACCCUCACCGAUUCCUUUUAGUUUCAUCUGGCACACAUCGAUCUUUAGAGCGUUCAUGGCUCUUUUCACGCGCAACGCGAAUUUCUUGCCUCAUAACGAAUCUCGCCGAUCAGUCUAGCCAUAUUUCUUCCCCCGUCGAUCAUUCAAUCGUACCACAGCAUUUACUGUCUACUCCGUUAAGCUUUGGCUCACUUUGAUUGGUUGCUCGCCUCAAUUGGUCCUCGCUUAACAUGUUGGCUGGUACGGAACGCCUAGAUUGGCAGAUACUAUUACGCGAGGAAUGAUAGGAAUGCUCGGGCAGGAAGCGCUGGAAGAACUUUAGGAGCUGAGCAUCGCAAAGUAACGUGCUUGCGAAUGAAAGAAAUGGCCGAAGAGUCUCGAAAUCUAGAAACAAAACUAGCAUAGGAAUAUAUGGGAGAAAGAUCUAUAGGUUCUGUUUCUGCCUCCCUUUGUGCUUGCGCACACUGAUUGUAAACGGGACGGGUGCAACAGGUCACAGUAUCCAUCGACCUUCCACUGUCCCACUGGUUCGUUCCAAGACAGGACAGGAGGAGACGGCCCUGGAGGGGCGCGAAGAGCGGAGAUAUCUCUCCGCAUGAAGAAUAGGGCAGGGGCUAGAGGUUUCAAUGUUGCCCUUGUGUACAUGUACGUGUUUCUCGAUCUCGAAUUUGUCCAUGUAUGUCAUGUACAUGUACAUACAUUACAUGGACUUCAGAUAACUGGCGCUGUUCCUAGUCGCUUGAAAUCAGUUAGUGCCGAGGAACCCUCUACUGCAUUGGAAUGUUAUACGCAGAAAGGGUUUGGAGGGAGAAACCUACCACCAUUCGCACCGACGCUCCCAGCUUCGUUGCCAGAUGGCAUGAUUGAUCAUUAUCAUUUCCCCCCGCUUUGUCCUAGGGUUUUGAGUAUCAAGAGACAAAGGUCGUUGUCCCACGUCUGUUGCAAAUAGAGUCUGAAGAUUGAACACUAUAUGCAUUUAGUGUUGCAUGCACAGUCAAGAUACAAGACAUAAAUGAGGGGAUGGACAGGUUCCCCCUCUUAUGGGUAAUUGAAUUUCUAUAUCAUUGCACCCCAUACCUCCUCAGUACUCCAGUAUAGUCCACGCUUGUUGAGAAGACUGCAAGAACGGAGCUGCUAUGGACUGGAAACUUAUAUGCGAGCGGCGACUGCCUAUGUAGUUAAGGUCGGGAACGCAAGAAAGGCAUGUUAAUACUAAGCAAAAAAGUAUAAACGAAUGGAAGGGGGUAUAAGUGGGUACAUUUGUAAACAAGUGUCCAAGGGUACGUAAUGGGCAUGGGUCGGAUACGAAAGUGUGAAGGACCAGCGCAAAAGAAAAUCCCCCAGAAUAAAGAGAAAAUAAACGAAAUAAGGCAGUAGUAGUAUUAUAUAACUUUUGAGAACAGUGGCAAAUGGACGUGCGCAGGGUUCCAUGCUCACGCCAUGCGUCUCUUUUGACAAGAUCAACCGGAUCACCAAAACGCCAACAAACGCCCCCCUAAAAGAUAAUAAGAAUCCGAGCAAAUUCAAAUGGGGUUGGAGCAGUGACAGCAAAUAUGGCCGUUGCUGUCGCAUAUGCCAUCAUCAUUUGUGUUUUGGCCUGGGUUCAGCCAACAAAUUGUCCCUGCCCUGACCCCCGCUUCUGAAUUGCUUUCUACCUCCCUUUCUUUCCACCCCCUAACGAAUUAAUUGGGUAGUAAUCAGUCCUCAUAAGUGGGAAGACAAAUAGAAGGAAGAUACGUAAAUUGGGAUUAAAACAAGAAUCCAACAGAAAAAUAAAGAAGCAAAACGGGAGAAAACCCACAAGAAUAUGCGGAAUUGCUUCAGGCACUCUCUACACUCUCCAGCGCCGCCACGAGGCGUUCCAUAAGUUCUUUCAGCGAACGCCUCUUGCACUUCUGCAUCGUCUGCAUGCAAUCUCCACAGAUCCGCAGACAGCAGAAAGUACAUCGCCAGCGGAUCAACUGGUCGUCAUUUAGACAUGUCAUGCAUGGAACGGGGUAUAUGAUAUUAUUUGAUGGCGAUAAAUAGCGGUGGGAUUGGUAGCAGGAGAAGUGUAUUUUCGUAAGGGGCGGAAUGAGGUUUUUCUUCAACCGAGGCUGCUUCCGAGGGGCUUCUUUGUCGUCUUUGGGGGUUGAAUCCGGCGUGAUUAUUUUUACGGUAGGUGUGUCGCAUUGGCUUUCGCUUUUGACUGUGGGUUCUGUAACCUGGGUGCUGGUGCUGCUAUUGCUACUGCUAUUGAUGCUGGUGGCGCUGGCACUGCUGCUGGCAUCACUUGCAACUCGCACCGGGGGAGAGGGUUUAUUGAAGCCGUUCAUCUCGUUUGGCCUGUUUUUGGUCCCCUCUUGCGGAUAGGGAGGUAGUGGCUUCGGAGAACCUGACGGAGAUGGUGUAAUGCUCCUAGAAGAUAAGUCUGUAGGAAUCGAUGGUGGGAUGAAGCUUCUUGAUUUCCUGAUAAUCAUAGACUGGACGUGAGGAUGAGGGUUGUGUUGAGGUCUAGGAGGAGCGUAAGGGUUCUCCAACCGUGUGCGCGGCCUAUCGGGGCGUCCAACAGGCAGGGAAUCGGCGAAUCUGAUAUUGGUCGUCUGUAAUGAUCCGGUUCGAGACGGGUAUUGUCCUUCUGAAGCAGAUCGCUGGGAUGAAACAAUCGAGAGUUCUGAAGUGUCCAUUCCAGGUGUUAACGAGCGCCUGUAUCUGCGCGAAAGCAGUGCUUCGUUUGAGGAAAGCUUUAGAUCAUGGCGGGCAAGCCGAUCGUUAAUGCGCUGCAUAACUAGGUUGCGAUUUCUUUCUCUUUCUCUUUCUGCUUUUGCUUACCAGGGCUGGAAUUGAUCUUGUUCCUUCGAUGCAAGUUGCAGGAAGGUACGAUCAAAGAAUUUUGUUAUCUCGAUCGGAGAAGGAAUUGCACAUCGCUCGUGGUGUCGCGGUGCCUAUAACACUCCGCAUUGAGAGUCCCUAUCAGGAACACAAUGUGUCUCAAAACAGACCGUUGUGGUGAAUGCAACGGUGAAUCUGUACUCCGUACAACAAAUUGAAUAUCAAUCAUUCACGUAUUUCCUGUGUACACAAACUCCACAGGGCCAGGCCAAGUCUGAAUCUUGUUAUCCUUUUCGGUACUUAUGAACAGCCAGGAACAGAUAGGAUCGAAAGAUAUUUGGGCUUGUACCUGGGCCUGAUCGAUCUGACACUAAUCCUUGCAACCUGCAAGGAUUUGCGGCUGACGGGGAAGAAUGACAACAUUAAACUGAUGUUCAAAAUUAGAGGCCGUAAUGUCGGAUUGACCAACCUUACUGUGGCUCAGUAGUGCUAGCAAUGUGGCCGGAUGCGAUAGUACGUGAUAGGAAUGGACAACCACCAAUCUGGAUGACAAGAGGCAGAAAAUGGCUUGUUCGACUUGGGCAUUUUGCCACCUUGGAAUUGGGCAUGACGAGACUGAGAAUGUAGCGAGGCAUGCGUGUUAGGGCUCUGGAAAAUGGGAGGAGAAAAGUAGUCGGCCCAUUAGCUCCGACGCCACUGGGAGGGGAGCAUCGGCGCUAAAAAUGACUUGACGCCUCUCGGUGGAGUGAAA
Molecule: messenger RNA, 5364 nt
Organism: Blastomyces dermatitidis ER-3
Lineage: Eukaryota; Fungi; Ascomycota; Eurotiomycetes; Onygenales; Ajellomycetaceae
Product: G-patch domain-containing protein
Exons: 2
Coding region: 132-1280 (382 amino acids)
Cellular component (GO): kinetochore
Molecular function (GO): nucleic acid binding
Source: RefSeq, a predicted model, not a curated record